UCUAUGCCGAGGUCGGGUGACGCCCCUCCCCUGCUUCUCCAGCAUCAGCACCCUCCACAAACGAACAAGGCGGAUGGAAACGGAUGCUCUCCGGUCCGCGAUGCUCACCAGCUCAAGAAGACAUAACGAUGAUAACCGAGAGACUCUCGAGCAGCUGGGUAGAGUCACUGUUUUCUUCACGUUUAUGCCGCCUCACUGCCUCCAUUCAUGAUGCACCAUUCAUUCAUCCUCAAGAAUGGUAGCACACUGCGAGGAAAACAUUAAAAUAGUCUGUCUUAGCCCUGUAGCCUUUAUAAGACACAUCCUCGCUCAUUUGAUGAAGCUUCUUUUCAUGUAGGUCAAGGUGAUGAAGAGCCCGGUUUUUGUCUUUUGAGGGCACCGCGCGAAUGUAGGGCUAAUACAGGAAAAGCCAAGCAAACAAAAGACAUCCAGCCCCCCUCCUCUGACGCACCUCGCUGCCCUGUCGCCACUUGACAUGACAGCGCAGAGCCGGGAGCAGAGCAGCAGGAUCAAGGGGCACCGACGUGCAGCCGGACGUGUGGACUCGACAAGGGAUAGAGGAGCCUCCGGACGCACGGCGGAGAAGCAGCAGCCCAGGGGAGGCCGGAUUGCAGUUCCUGGGGACGAGCGCCAAGGGCAGUGCGGCAGUCAGCAGGCAGACCGGGGGGAGGAGGCUGCGGAGAUCUGUGAUACUUCCCCCCCAGGCCCCACUGCGCUCUCACCUCCACAUCAUCCUGGACAUAUGAUAGUGGACGUUUUUAUGUUUGAUCAAUGGUGACUCCUUUUUUCCCUUCCCAACCAAUCAGUGAUGAUGGGCAAUUGAGAGAUUAGAUCUGUUCUUCAGGCAAGGGUGGAAACGGGAGGGGACUGAUGUGCAUACUGGCCAGGUACACUUUGCUCCCUUCUUCCCUGGUUUUGUUCAUUUUGCUUGUCGCCUGCACCAUGGGCUGUAUUCAGAGCAUUGCAUGCAAGCCCCGCAUCAGACGGGAGAACAUUGUGGUGUACGAGGUGUCAGCCUCUAUUGACCAGUGUCCCACCAUCAUUGAGGAGAACUCACCGAUUGUGCUCCGUUACAAGACGCCUUACUUCAGGGCCUCAGCAGGGGUUGUGAUGCCACCAGUGCCCCGCAAUGAAACCUGGGUGGUGGGCUGGAUCCAGGCUUGUACCCAGAUGGAGUUCUACAACACAUAUGGUGAUAUUGGCAUGUCCAGCUGGGAGUUACCAGAGUUGCGAGAGGGUCGGGUCAAGGCCAUCAGUGACUCAGACGGCGUCAGCUACCCCUGGUACGGCAACACCACAGAGACAGUCACCCUGACCGGGCCCACGUCCAAACCAUCCCGUCUGACAGUCAGCAUGAAUGACAACUUCUACCCCAGCGUGACCUGGGCAGUGCCCAUCAGCAACAGCAACACGCCCAUGCUGACCCACAUCACCAGGGACCAGAGCUUCAUCACCUGGCUGGUGGCCAUGAACUCUGUCACCAAGGAGCGUAUCGUGUUGCAGACGGUGCGGUGGCGGAUGCGGGUGGACAUUGCUGUGGACCCAGACAUGCCUCUGGGCUCGCGGGCCUCUUUGGUGGGUCGUCCCUACCAGGAGCAACCGCACAUCCUCAACUACCAGGAGCCCAUCCCUCCCAACGCGCUGGGGAGGCCGAAUGCCAACGAUGCCCAAGUGCUAAUGUGGAGGCCACGGAGAGGGGCGCCACUAGUGGUCAUACCGCCAAAAUAAGAGGGUUAAAAGGUUGAACAGAACAAAGUAUAAUUUGUUCCCUUGUGCAGAAGAGGGGGUAUGAAGGUGACGAAGUCAUGAAGCCUAUCAGAGAAGAGUGAAGAAGAGUGAACUGAUGGUUUCCCUGUUCUCUACAUACCAGUGGCUUAUUACCCCUGAAAGAUUUAAGUGGACCAUUAUAACAAGCGUGGAUAUGUUGGAUCUGACACAGUAUGGUGUCAGAACGGAACUUGUGUCAAGGGCCCCCGGCUUUCAUCAAGGCUUAUUUGGCCCCAACAAGUUUUGGACCGCAUUAAAGAGUUCUGCCUGCUUUUUAGCAAAGAAGGAACGCUGUUUUUUUAGACGUACCACAGAGGUAUUAGAUCACAACGAGAUCUGCAUCCUGCAUCCUUAUGUAGAUCUUAUUGCAUGAGAGAGUGAGAGAGAUACAAAAACUGUCCUUGAGAAGUUUAAGAAUAGCAUUUGUUUUUUCUAUAACUUGAUACCUGAAGACAUUUUGAUUGAAAAGUCAGCCAAAAAAACCCUGCGGGCUGUUUAAACCUCGUCAGUGCCAACAUAGGCCUUCUUCAGCACACUCAGUACCAGAGUUAAAGGAUGUAUUCAGAAGACUUAAAGAGACAAAGUAGGCUAAUCUCUUUAGUUUAAGAUAAAUCAUGCAUCAAUCAGAUUGUAUUAAGAACACCCACCUUGCAUAAAAGUCUGGAAGAAAACCAAAUCUGCAGUAGUUUUCGCUUGAGUUUUGCUAAUACACCAACAUAUUUUCAACUUACACGCCUCCGUAGUGCAGCUGAUAUUGUAUUCAGAUGGGUGACAAACUAUCAGAGAGAUGAGCUGGACCUGUUAACAAAAUAAAUAAAUAACAUCAACUAUACCUUCAAUAAGUGCAGUGUAAAUGACUUGGAAUAGUGCCAAACAACACAUUUAAAACAAGAGGGUGAUAGCAGUCCAGGCUGCAUAUAUCAUAGCUGGAAUGGAGCCGAAUUGUACACAGACCUAAGGUAGACUUGAUGUGGCACUAAUCAGGCCAUGUUGCACCAACAUGUUACACAUAAAUCUUACAAUCAGGGAAUCCAAAUGUACUCUUAACAGUUUCCUUGGAGUGGAAUUAAAUCAGACUGCAUUUUGAAGAGGAUUUAUUUGAAUUCCUGCCAUUUUUCAUUAACGCUGGUUGUAAGAGGUCAUAUCGCACUUUCUCCUUAUAUCAUUAGCGUACAUUAUAUUGCAGUAGGUUUCUGCAGAUAAUCACAGAUGAAGGCCUUCCUGGGUCACGACUAUGGCCUGUCCAGUGGCUCAUCCUGGGCUCAGUCCAAGUCCCUGCCUGCCACUCCAUAAACAAGUCACAUGACUCAUCCUCCAUCUGUGCUUCUCUCCAGGUUCACGUCCUCAUCUUCCCAUCUGCCUGCUCGUUUUCUCCCCUGUCUGUCCACCUGAUCACACACACUAUCUCCUUCCAAAUGCACACUUUUGCUCUGAAAUCCACAACUAUGCAAAGAUAAUCUGGGACUCUGUAAACAAAAAAAAAAACCACAACAACAAACAGGCAAAAUAGGAAAGACGUGUUUUUUUUGUUCUUCUGCCUCAAAUCAGUUUUUAUUUGUCAGGGACACUGUUGAAUAAAAAUGGCUUUUACUACCAUGUAAAAUACUCAACGAGGUUAAAAUAGGUUAUGUUAAUUCAGUGUUUCUACAUUUGUCGUGGCACGGCAGCCCAUUCAGCCAUCUGUUGCUAUAGAGACUGGUUUGGUUGUUCUGGGUGCACUGCAACUGGAAUUGAAAAAAAAAAUUCAUGGGUGUGCCUAUCUGUGUGUGUGUGUGUGUGUGUGAGAGAGAGAGAGAGAGAGACACACACACACACACACAUACAGCUCCAUUUUAUCCAUUAAUUUCAAUUUGACGUAAGAAAGAAGAUCAAGGCAGAGCUGGUUGUUUCAGCAUAAAAGACACCUUAAUUCAGUCAUUUGUUCUUACAUAAAGACCUUUACUUUGCAUUUAAAUAACAGCAGAAUGAGUGCUUUUUAUAUAAAUACUGACUGUGAGCAGCAAGGUAAAACCAGUCAUAU
Molecule: messenger RNA, 3787 nt
Organism: Micropterus salmoides (largemouth bass)
Lineage: Eukaryota; Metazoa; Chordata; Actinopteri; Centrarchiformes; Centrarchidae
Gene: fam78ba
Product: family with sequence similarity 78 member Ba
Exons: 3
Coding region: 871-1728 (285 amino acids)
Source: RefSeq, a predicted model, not a curated record